Molecule: messenger RNA, 1205 nt
Organism: Lactuca sativa (garden lettuce)
Lineage: Eukaryota; Viridiplantae; Streptophyta; Magnoliopsida; Asterales; Asteraceae
Product: 14-3-3-like protein GF14 iota
Source: RefSeq, a predicted model, not a curated record
AUUUCUUCAAACCAACCCGAGGGUCCAGAUUCACUAUUAUACCCCUUCUUCCCUAAUAACCUCCUCUCUAGAUCAUCAACUGUAUUUUGUGAAUUGUGAUUCAAUCGACCGAUUUUACUUGAAGAAUCACUCAACAAAAUGUCCAACGAAAAGGAGAGAGAAACUCAUGUUUACAUGGCGAAGCUCGCCGAACAAGCCGAGCGUUACGAAGAGAUGGUUGAAAGUAUGAAGAGUGUUGCAAAACUUAAUGUUGAACUUACUGUUGAAGAACGCAACCUACUUUCAGUUGGAUACAAGAAUGUGAUUGGUGCAAGAAGGGCAUCUUGGCGUAUCAUGUCAUCAAUUGAACAAAAAGAGGAAUCAAAAGGGAAUGAAAGCAAUGUGAACUUGAUCAAGGGAUAUCGCAAAAAGGUUGAAGAUGAACUUGCUAAAAUUUGCAGUGACAUUCUUGAAAUCAUUGAUAAGCAUCUCAUACCCUCAUCUGGAUCAGGAGAAGCUACUGUUUUCUACUACAAGAUGAAAGGCGACUACUUCAGGUACCUUGCAGAGUUCAAGACAGACCAAGAGAGGAAGGAUGCUUCUGAAAUGUCAUUGAAGGGCUAUGAGGCUGCUUCUGCUGCUGCAAAUUCAGAUCUUCCUUCAACCCACCCAAUUCGACUAGGCCUUGCCCUCAAUUUCUCAGUGUUUUAUUAUGAGAUUAUGAAUUCUCCCGAAAGGGCAUGCCAUUUGGCUAAACAAGCUUUUGAUGAGGCAAUUGCUGAGCUGGACUCAUUAAGUGAAGAAUCUUACAAGGACAGCACCUUGAUUAUGCAGCUCUUGAGAGAUAAUCUCACUCUUUGGACCUCUGAUUUGCCCGAAGAUGGAGGUGAUGAAAACCACCCAAAAGGGGAAGAAUCUAAAUCAGCUGAAACAGAGGAGAAAAAACAGUGAUGGGAGAAAAAUAGGCACUAGGCUUCUCAACUACUUAAGCUUUUACCAAAUGGAAUCACUCAAUCUUUUCAUUAGAAUUCCUUCCUUUUGUUAAUCUUAGUACCUCUCAUAAAAGAGAUUUUGGCCCCUAAUGUGUUAUGGUCUUGUUAUUAAAUUUAACAGCCUCUGUUGCCUAUCUUUCCAAGUUGUUAAAAGUCUGUUUAAGAAAAAAAAAAAGAGUAUUUGGAUUAGGUUACUCAUUGCCAAAAUGCAAUAAACUGAUAAGUUGUUUUUUA